AUGAGAUCGAGGAUCUUUGCGGAAAAGAAUGUGGACUACAAGCGUGCCGUGGAGCUGUCUCAGGCACUGGAGGCGGCAGAGCGCCACGCGUCCAUGGCGGGCGCAGCAGGCGCGGCGCCGCACGACGACGGCUUGCACCGGAUAGGCGCGGGCGCUGCCGGGGGCUCCAGGGCGCAGGCGGGCGCGCCCCGGCCGCAGCGCGCUUGCCCCCGGUGUGGUAAAAUAGGGCAUACGGAUGGCAAGUGUCGGUUUAAGUAUUACAACUGUGAUGUGUGUGGUCAACGGGGCCAUUUAAAAGCAGUGUGUGUGAAAAAUAAAAGUGAGAAUAAAAGUUCUAAAUAUUCAAACAAAAAUCAGUUUUUUCUGAACAGAUCGGACUCGGAGGAUGAAGGUUGUAAUUUUUAUAAUUUAGUAGUUAGUAAUAACGGGGAUGGUCCAUAUUACGCUAAAAUAAAAGUUGAGAACAUUCUAUGUAAAUUUGAGAUUGAUACGGGAAGUAAGUUAUCUGUUAUUUCCAAAGAAUAUUAUUAUAGAUAUUUCCCGAAUAUUCCUAUAGAACAAAAGCAAAUAAAUCUGAAGUCAUAUACCGGGGACGUCAUCGAGACUCUUGGUUUUAUUGUGGUCAAUGUUAGACAUGGUGAAAAGCAAUCAAAAUUAAAUUUAUUUAUCAUUGAAAACGGAGGGCCUCCACUGAUGGGCCGAACGUGGAUUAAACAUUUGAAGCUAGGUAUAGGGGAAUGCUACAAUAUAACCGAAGUAGACUCGAUGGCGACUUCCUUGCGAAAGGAAUUUCCUGAGGUAUUUGCAGAAGGUUUAGAAUUGACAAAAAAGCAAUUAAGAGGUGAAGACGAAGAAGGUAGUUAUCUGCAUUACGCGCAAGAAAACUUUCCAAUCAGUUUUAAUGAAAUUAAAACUGAAACGGGAAAAGGAUUCGAUACUAAACAAGAUCUACGGAUUUAUUAUGUUUGGGUGGCCAACUAA
Arctia plantaginis is the source of this 981-nucleotide messenger RNA. Lineage: Eukaryota; Metazoa; Arthropoda; Insecta; Lepidoptera; Erebidae. The record is from the annotation of a GenBank genome assembly.